Prunus mume (Japanese apricot) is the source of this 1593-nucleotide messenger RNA. Its product is annotated as DNA repair protein XRCC3 homolog. NCBI's taxonomy places the organism in Eukaryota, Viridiplantae, Streptophyta, Magnoliopsida, Rosales, Rosaceae. Gene Ontology annotation, cellular component: replication fork; Rad51C-XRCC3 complex. The record is from RefSeq and is a predicted model, not a curated record. Gene Ontology annotation, biological process: resolution of mitotic recombination intermediates; t-circle formation; telomere maintenance via recombination. Gene Ontology annotation, molecular function: ATP-dependent DNA damage sensor activity; four-way junction DNA binding; ATP binding.
AAUCCCCAGAUACUCCCAAAUUAGACCUGGCGUCAGUGUUCAGCAAAUUUGACUCCCCAAAAACCCAGAAGGCUCGGAGACUUUUCGAGCACCAAACAAUGGCAAUAGCAGACGCUUUAGGCCAAGGGAUUUGAAGAUUGGGUUCAAAUGUAAAGCUCAUGAUUGCGGAGAAGAACAAGUUUCAAGGAAAGGCAUUGUCCGUGUCAUACACAAAGACCGCCAUUACUGCAAUUAAGGAGAAGUUCAGUUCAGAGCAGUUGGAAAGGUUUAAGGGGAGUUGUUUUGGUCCUCUACUACUCCUUCGAAAAAAUGACACCACAAAACCUCCUGGUCCUUCCUCUUUCAACCCCUAAAUUAAGCAUCGGAUGCCCAAUACUAGAUGGCUGCUUGGGUGGCGGCAUACCUUGCAACUCCAUAACAGAAUUGGUGGGGGAGAGCGGGUCUGGAAAGACCCAAGUUUGUCUCCAACUAACAGUAAGAGCUCAGCUCCCACCCUCACAUGGCGGACUAGGAGGGUCCUCCCUCUACAUACACACAGAAUUCAGCUUCCCACUUCGUCGACUGCAGCAACUAGCCAACCAUUAUCAGGCAUCACAUGCCAACUUGAUAGGGUUGAACCCAUUGGAAGACAUAUAUGUUCAUGCCGUUCAUGAUGCACAACAAAUGGUCCAUGUGCUUCGAGACAUAGAAACAUUUAUGGGCAUUGGUCACACCCGGUUACCUGUAAAGCUCAUUGUCAUUGAUUCCAUUGCUGCAUUGUUCGGGUCACAAUAUAACAGAACACCCGCUGAUUUGAAAUGCCGGUCUGAAAUGUUUUUCAAGAUUUCCGGGAAAUUGAAGGCUUUGGCAAAUAAGUUUGGGGUGGCAGUGGUUCUGACCAACCAGGUGGUGGAUGUCAUUGGGCCAGCUGAUGGAAUAGAUGGGGUGAGAUUGGGAAAUUUGGAGUGCUUGCAUACAUCAGCCAGACGGGUUAGUCCAGCAUUGGGAUUGGCUUGGGCACAUUGCGUCAAUUCAAGGGUGUUCUUGUCAAGGCAUGAGGAAUCUGUUGGGGUUAACAGUCCUUAUGCACAUUCAACAAGUAUAUCCAGUCAAACACAAAGGAGACUUCAUGUUGUUUUUUCCCCACAUUUGGCCCCUGCAUCAGCUCAAUUUGUAAUCACAAAAGAAGGCCAAAAUCUGGGCAGAAGCGCAAGGCAUCAAUAUCUUCAUCCAAUAUCACUUUUGGUGAAUUUGAUGAUGAAAACCCGAAGGGCAAUAAGAAGAUCGUGCAUAGAGACGUUGAACGACAAAGAAGACAAGAAAUGGCCACCCUUUAUGCAUCUCUUCGAUCACAACUCCCCCUCGAAUAUCUCAAGGUGAGUGAUGGGAGAAGCAUUGAUACGUCUGAGCUCCAACAGAGAUUGACAAAAACUUAUGAUCAGCCAGCUGACUUCAAAUAAGGUGCUGGGAGAAUUGAUAUCCUUUGUAAAAUUUUGGCGUGAUGUGUUUAUAUCCCUGUAGAUAUUCGACCUUCCAGACACUUAAUGUGGCUGAGAGUUUUGGUGUGAUGUGUUUAUAUCCCUGUAUAUAUGCAAAAUUUGUGUUUUAUUAAGA